AUGCUGGCGUUUGGCGGCUUGGCUCUUCUGGUGCUCUCUCUGGCUGAACCGGCGGCCGUGGAAAAAGCAGAGCACGAUUACUACAAAUAUCACCCCAUCACGGAGAUCACCUCCUGGAUGAACAAAAUGUUUAAGGAAAACCCUGAUGUUGUGUCCCUGCUUGAGUACGGAAAGACCUACGAGAACAGAGCCAUAAGUUUGCUAAAGAUUGGCUUGAAAGGUGAAGUCAGGAAGAAAGCGGUGUGGAUGGACUGUGGCAUCCAUGCCAGGGAGUGGAUCUCUCCUGCCUUCUGUCAAUACUUUGUUCAACAGGUCCUGCAGACAUACCAGACGGACAGCGCAGUACAGGAGCUUCUGAAGAACGUGGACUUGUACGUGACCCCGGUGCUGAACGUGGAUGGCUACGUGUACACCUGGAAGAACGACACAAGACUGUGGAGGAAGUCCAGGUCACCGGGACCAGAAGGCUGUGCCUGCAGCGGCACCGACCUCAACCGCAACUUCGAUGCAAACUGGGGAUCGGUUGGCAUAUCGUUAAACUGCUGCUCGGAAGUGUACUGUGGUCGACACCCUCUGUCUGAGCCGGAAGCCCGAGCUGUGGCGGACUUUGUGGGCAAGAUGAAGGACGACUUCAUUCUCUUCCUCACUAUCCACUCCUAUGGACAGCUGCUCCUACUUCCCUAUGGACACCCCAACGUCCUUGCCCCUAACUUGGAUGAGCUGAUGGAGGUUGGGUUGGCUGCUGCAAACGCCAUUAAGAAUGUCCAUGGGAUGGAGUACACUGUAGGGACAUCACCAAAUGUGUUGUACGCCAAUUCUGGAUCCUCUCGAGACUGGGCUCGAUUGAUUGGAAUCCCCUUCUCCUUCACCUUUGAGCUUAGAGAUAAGGGACAAUAUGGCUUUUUGCUACCCGAGUCGCAGAUCCAGCCAGCCUGUGAGGAGGCCUAUGCCGGAGCCAUGCACAUUGUAAGCUAUGUCCAUGACAAGACCUUCAGCAGUGCUGCAGAUGUAGCCAGAGCAACCAUGUGGACAUGGCUGUUUGCAGUGUAUGUCACCAGCAAUAGUCUUUGUUAAGAUGGAAAAACUGCACGGGAAAAAUGAACCCAGGUAGCAUUUCUACGUCACCUGUCCUGCAGCUGGAUGCAGUCCCACCUACCUGUCCAUCAGCUGAAGGCCGACUUUUGCAUAGCCUGGAUGUUGAAAUAUCUAAUAUAAAUAUAACCCCUGUUGAUUCAACAACAGCAACAUCAAAUAUUGCAAUUUUAUUUCUUAUUCAAGGCAAGAGCUACAGUCCUGUAAAAGCUGUAAUUAACAGUUUACUUUUAUUUUUGAAAAAGAGCAAUGCUAUAGAAUAUUGUUUUGACAUUGUGUUACCAUGUGAUUCAUGACUCAGUUCAGCAGGUUGGAUUACCUGCCCCUGAAGACGAGACCAUCAGAGAUUCAAAGCAACAUUUACUUUAAACUGAGUGAUUUUGAUAUUCCAUGGAUGUACUGUAUGCCAAAUGUGAGUGGCUGACGAUGAUUUGAAUUUUCUCUAAAUGACAGCUACCGUUGACAGCUGCAAUAAACCGAAGUUAAAGAAAGGAAGAAAAGAGUAUGUUUAGUAAUUUGCAAAUAGAACGUUUUAAAAAUUGCUUCAGUAUUUACUUAUGGUAACAGAGGUUUGGCGUUAUUUCGAAUAAGUUUAUAGUUGCAAAUCAGCCGUUGCAUAAAUGUUAAAACUGUCAUGGUUGUGUGGUCUGGGUCAGAUGUGUUCCCCAUUACCUGAUUGGCUUGCCAUUUCGGUUGCUGCCUCUGAUUGCCCCAUGAUUGCCAUUUACCUGACUGCCCCUGCUUUACUCACUUGUUCCCCAUUCCCUGAUUGGCGAGCCUGUUCCUGCCCUGCUCUGCCCUGCUCGCUUGUACUCCAUUCCCGGACUGGCUCUCCAGCAAGUUGUAUGUUCCCACUGGUUGCUCUGGCGCUUUGUCGGAUCGUCGC
Messenger RNA from Lampris incognitus (smalleye Pacific opah), 1978 nucleotides. RefSeq names its product carboxypeptidase O-like. Gene Ontology annotation, biological process: proteolysis. The transcript has 9 exons. NCBI's taxonomy places the organism in Eukaryota, Metazoa, Chordata, Actinopteri, Lampriformes, Lampridae. Gene Ontology annotation, molecular function: zinc ion binding; metallocarboxypeptidase activity. The record is from RefSeq and is a predicted model, not a curated record. The coding region runs from base 1 to 1074 and encodes 357 amino acids.